Molecule: messenger RNA, 1489 nt
Organism: Pseudophryne corroboree (corroboree frog)
Lineage: Eukaryota; Metazoa; Chordata; Amphibia; Anura; Myobatrachidae
Gene: GALT
Product: galactose-1-phosphate uridylyltransferase
Exons: 11
Coding region: 69-1163 (364 amino acids)
Biological process (GO): beta-D-galactose catabolic process via UDP-galactose, Leloir pathway
Cellular component (GO): cytoplasm
Molecular function (GO): UDP-glucose:hexose-1-phosphate uridylyltransferase activity; zinc ion binding
Source: RefSeq, a predicted model, not a curated record
AUGUAAGUCUAUGGGGCUGAGGGCGAGGUGUGGAACGCAGCAUCCACUUCCUGAUUCUGGGGAGAGACAUGGAGGAGCCAGUGACUGCUUUUCUGCCUGGUGAGCACCAGCACGUCCGAUAUAACCCACUGCACGAUGAAUGGGUCCUGGUGUCUGCCCACCGGAUGAGACGCCCCUGGCAGGGGCAGCUGGAGACACCUCCAGAGGAAAAUAUCCCCAGACAUAAUGAGAAGAACCCGCUGUGCCCAGGAGCCCGGAGAUCUGGAGGGCAGGUAAAUCCGGACUAUGAGGGAACAUUUACAUUUGGAAACGACUUUCCUGCCCUGCAGCCUGACGCUCCAGACCCAGGUUCCAGUGACCACCCACUGCUGCAGGCGAGGUCGGCCCGAGGCGUUUGCCAGGUGAUGUGCUUUCACCCCAGGUCAGAUAUUACCCUGCCUCUGAUGUCCCUGCAGGAGGUCCGAGCUGUGGUUGACAAGUGGGCGGAGAUAAAUAGUGAAUUGGGCGCCACGUACCCUUGGGUCCAGAUCUUUGAGAACAAAGGAGCAAUGAUGGGUUGUUCCAAUCCUCACCCGCACUGCCAGAUCUGGGCAAGUAAUUUCCUUCCAGACAAGGCUGAGACGGAGGAGCGGACACAGAGGGAGUACCUGCGGAAGCACGGAACGCCCAUGUUACUGGAGUACGGCAGGCUGGAGGAGGAACGCAAGGAGCGUGUGGUGCUGAGUAAUGAGGACUGGCUGGUGGUUGUCCCUUACUGGGCAGUUUGGCCGUUUCAGACCCUUCUUCUGCCGCGUCGUCAUGUGACCCGGCUACAAGACCUGCGUAGUGCAGAGAGAGACAGUCUGGCCUCCAUCAUGAAGCGGCUGCUCUGCAAGUACGACAACCUGUUUGAGAUGUCCUUCCCCUACUCCAUGGGCUGGCAUGGGGCCCCGACCGGGUGUCAUCUGACAGAGGACUGCAGCCACUGGCAGCUCCAUGCUCACUAUUACCCCCCCCUGCUGCGCUCCGCCUCCGUGCGCAAGUUCAUGGUGGGAUACGAGAUGUUGGCUCAGGCGCAGAGGGACCUGACUGCGGAGCAGGCAGCGGAACGGCUCAGAAAUCUGCCAGAAGAACAUUACACGCUGAGAAGAUCCGAGGAGCCGCUGAGGCCGGAUACAGAGUAACACUUACUGCUUUUACUGGUGAAACUGUUUCCCAGCCCCAGCAUCACAUGUAAUACAGUCUUCCAACCCAGGGCGAACAACGUGCGAUAGCAUGUGAAGAUCAUAUCAGGGACACGCGUGUAUAGAACAUUCUCAGCAGCUUCUCUGCAAUUGGUCAAUAGGAAUAUCCGGUCACCGUUUUUAUUACAGUGUCUGUAUGUGGGAUGCGGACAUGUCUAGGUUACACGUAUGUAUGAUGCUGGCAUGUCUAGGUUACACGUAUGUAUGAUGCCGGUGUGUCUGUGACUGGUAUAUUGCAAGUUUAUUAAAGAGAUAUUAUAUGCAAA